AUGCAGGUGUUUUCCACCCUUUUGGGGCUGGCUACGCUUUCUUGUAUUUCUACUGUCUCGGCCACAGCAACCAACACUCUGGCGAAACCUGCUUUCACCUAUGACCAACUUUGGAAUUUUCAGAUUGCCUUCUGGGACUCUUUCCUGUACCCUGAAAACGUCAAGCAGGUCAAAGGAAACGAGUCUACGGUCUUUACCCCAGAGACUCAAGGACGUGUCGAUAUCACCCGCACUUUUGACGGCGACGAGCUGAACCGCGAAUAUAUCUACGGCCUAUUCUCGGACCCUUCGACAGUCAGUCUCGUGGGAGUUCCAAUCGCAUACCACAUCACCCAGUUUGUGGGAAAUGACAACAUCACAUCUGCCACCACCGUCGUGACCUUCAAUUCGACUACAUUUGGCGUCACUUUGCCCGUGACGAUCGACACCUGGAUUCAGUACAAUGCGGAUGGCAAGAUCGCCAGCUACGAUGCCACAUUCCGGUGGUUUGGAUAUUUGUUGGACACUUUGCUCGAGGGGGUGGCUGAAAAGAUAAACGGAACCUCUGAAAAGGCCCUCGCGUACGUGACCGAUACCCUUGCCAAAAGCAUCUGUGCGACAUCUACAUCGCAUUGCAAGGUUGAAAACCAGCAGUACGACGAUAGCGACGCCUGCUAUAAAUACUUGACCGAGAAGACUCGAUUCGGUCAGCCCCACGAGCUGGGACGCAACACAUUACUGUGCCGCUCCAUUCACGAGCAUAUGGUCCAGUAUAGGCCCGAGGUCCACUGUGAACACAUUGGCCCCACUGGUGGAGGAUAUUGUGUCGAUGAUAUGACCUACGGGCAGACGGUGCUGCAGAAAUAUUUCAAUCACUCGUGGAUUCCGUAUGGAUAUGGCCAGGACCAGAACAUUUGGGUUGCCAACUGA
Molecule: messenger RNA, 909 nt
Organism: Penicillium olsonii
Lineage: Eukaryota; Fungi; Ascomycota; Eurotiomycetes; Eurotiales; Aspergillaceae
Source: the annotation of a GenBank genome assembly